AGUAAUUUUUUUAUAAUUUUCCAAUAAUUAAUUUAGAAUCGUUUUGAUGUCAGGAUGACUUAAUGUUCUGCUUGAAUAUUUGAAAGACAUAUUUUCCUUGAGAGAAGCAACGAAUUACAAAACGAUACAUCGUAAAGUUUCAUACGUUGCAAUUCUUUCAAGAGCACUUGUUCCCUUUUGCAGACUUUUUUAUUCUAUUUAUAUAUGCUAGGAAGCAUUCUCUCUCUCUCUCUCUCUCUCUCUCUCUCUCUCUCUCUCUCUCUCGAAUGAGUGAAUCUCUCGAACAGGUGCCAAGUGGACGUCCCGCCUGUCCGGAUUCUCUGAGAUCGUUACGGGCACGUGCAAACACUUCUGAUGACCGAGGUACAAAAGCGUAUACUAAAAUAUAUGUAAGCGACGAUCCGAUUGCGUGUACACACGCGAUGUUAUACGCGUUCCGAAGGCCGGCUGUCAAGGUAGACCGCGUAACGGCGAGAGGGCAAUGGCCGGGCAUCGUACUCGCUGUACGAACGCCGGGAGGUGACAGAGAGACGCAGAAAUACGAGAUGAGGUGUCCACCGGGCGGUGUGUAUACCGGUUUUGUAUGUACGUGCGAACGCGGGACUGAAUCGUGUCCCGAGAGCGAACCGGCUGUCUCGUCAACGGGUUCCUGCCGGAGGCGGUGAGGCGCAUCAGGUCGGGGCCCCCAGGGCGUUCGCUACCAUCCAUUUUUCAGUUCUCUUCACGUCAGGAUCGAUCACAGACGAACAUGUUCGUCCUACACGGCUUCCUCGUUAUUGCGGCCUGUCUCGUCACCGUCGCGAUUCCUCCCGCGCUGACCAAGGCGAUUUACGAUCAGCGACAGACCGGCGAUGUGAACGUGCAGAUUGAUCUGAAGGACCUACAGGUGAUUGCGCUGGUCAACUCCGAGCUCCUGGACGAUUAUACGGAUUACGAUUACUUAUAUGAUUACGCCGACUUUACCAUCAAGCCACUGGGAAACAAGCCUAUCGUGAGUUCCACGACGGAGAAAAAUGACGUCACACAAGUUUUCGAGUCGCUGCCGUCACAAAAUUCAACCGUCUCGACGUCUGUCAAUAAUACAAGCGACAUAACGCUAUCCGAAGAAGCCUCGAAUGCUAAUCCAUCGAAUGGUACCGAGAACGACAAGACAUCAUCCAAAGACGAAGAGAUCCUAAACGGUGAUCCGUUGAUUGGUAUCACGAGCUCGACGCCAAAUGCGAAUAACGAUGACAAUAAGAGUCAACCGGGCGAAAAGGAAACUGGAACAACUCCUUCGACAACGGUGAAAUCCGCGCACGCCGUGCGGUCGCAAAAGCGCUGCAAAUUUGGAUAUGUUCCAAACGGCAAUGGUCGCUGUCGAUCGUGGUUGAAUCGCUUGUUGCCGUGAGUACAACCGCGUGAGUGCAACCG
Molecule: messenger RNA, 1413 nt
Organism: Acromyrmex echinatior (Panamanian leafcutter ant)
Lineage: Eukaryota; Metazoa; Arthropoda; Insecta; Hymenoptera; Formicidae
Source: RefSeq, a predicted model, not a curated record